UAAUAACAAUCUUCCUUAUAAUCAAUUUCAUGUGAAUACAAGUUAUGAUGGUAGUCUGGUUAUUAAGGUUAUUGAUGAUAUCAACGUAAAUCGUUACAAAGGUAUCCAUACUAUAUUACCAAACGGGACUGCAAUAGAUAUCAAUCUUGAUUUUUCUCAUCAUAACAACAUAAGUGUUGGUCGCAUUUACCCUUUAACUAUGAAACUUUAUUUACUACUUUAUGAUGGUAUUGUCAAUGGCAGCAAUCAAGUCACCGGAAUGAUAAUCGACUGGAAUAAGCAAAUCAUAAAAGACCAGUCUGAUAAUAAUGUUACCUGGACUUUAUAUAAUUUACAACAACAAGACAAUAUAGGUGUCAUAGCCAAUAACUCUUUUAAUUUGCCAACUAAUUCAACCCUUGAAUAUGUAUUUCCGAUCGUUGAUGGGAGUUAUGGUUUCGUUAUUUCAGAAAUAUCAAAUGAUAAUAGUACUUCAAUACCAAAUAUAUAUUUAUAUUAUAAGUUUUUAUCAUCCACAACUCACAAAGUUUCUGAAAAUUUUUUGUUAUAUUUUGCGCGAAAUAUUAGUUCAAUAUUAUAUGUUUCAUGUUCACCAAGUUACAGUGAGGAUGGAAAUACAUGCAUGAUAUCUACACCAGUCGAAAAGUCUCAAUCCGGUUCAACAAUUAUAACGUACCAGAUUGACUUUUUGUCAUCUGGUUCUGUAGUUAAUUUACAAUCACGAUACAAACAAUUUCUGAACUCUAGUAAUGGACAAUUAUAUUUUAAUAUCAAGCAGUUAUUUUAUGGUGGAUCUAUUAUAACUAGCUGGACUUUCCAAUGUAUUGAAAGUGAAUAUUUGACGGGUUAUUCCGCGGCAAAUGGUGAUACCUGUAAACCUAAGAAUUUGACUGGAUAUAUUAUUCCACCUAAUGGCAAUGAAAAACAGUGGGAUUUAUUACCGAUCUCUUUAUUUUCAGAUGCUGUAUUUGACAUAAUGAAAAAUAAUACUUAUAUAUUGUACAUAGAGUAUGGUAUUGGUAAUUGGAGUAUUUUUAGCUUCGAUUUACCAAAAUUUAGGGAAGAUUUUGGAUAUGAAAACCCAAAUAUUAUUUCAGUAUACCCCAGAAUUAAUGAUACUAUCUUGCCAUACACAACUUCGGUCAAUAUAUCCUUUACAAAUUCAAUUACAAACAAAAUUCAGAAAUUUUAUUCUGGAAAUUCUGAAGAUUGUGCAAUUUCAAAUAAUACGAAUUCAGUUUUAUGCAAUAUCUCAACAUCCAUAUUUAAUCAAUGGAAUUCUUCUUAUAUGAUUGUGGUAGAUAAUAAUUUUGUGAAAUAUUCUUUGACAGAUGAGCCUAUUUAUGGCAUCGUAGAAAGUCUAUGGACAUUCAAUACUAAUUUACAAACACAACCAGUAAUGCAUUCAGAUAGCGCUGUAGUUAUUGUACGUCUAACUGGUGAUGGAACUACAGUAUAUAAUUCUCUUUCAUCAUCAGAAAAACCUAUAUUUUUAAAUGGCUUACAAAAUGAACUUGUUGAAAGUAUUCCUACGACACAUGAUAGAUUACGUUUAACAAAUCGAAUCCAAUAUGAUCCAUCAUCUCAAUAUUUAAUACAAAUUGAAAUUUUGGCUCCUAAUGAUAAUUAUCAGACACCCGUUUAUCAAAUAAUCAAAGAUAUGAAUGCAUUAAUUAAAGAAAAAGACACUUCGAUAAUGUCAAUGAACAAUCAUACGAAAUAUUUAGAUUCUUCAUAUGGUGUUACAGUGAAUCUAAAUCUUUGGGAUGAUAUUAAAUUCAAAUUACUUGGAUUAUUGAUUGGAUUUAUUGUUUUAAGUAUUAUUGCUUUAUGGGCUCGUCACAAAUCCCCAGAGGGAAGUUUCUUUACGAUAUUUAGUAUGACAUUUAUUUUGCUUGAUUUAAUUAUGGAUAUUUUAUUUAUUGUUAAAAACGGAAAUGAUGUUCCUCUUGUAACUUCUGAAUUGCAAUCUAAUAAACCAUUUGAAAAAUGGUUUGGUAAAUAUUCGAAAUUUAUUUCAAUAUUUACUAUGCUUUCAAUAUCAGAUAUUGCAUUAUUAGAAUGCUUAACUUCAAAGUUUGGUGGAUUUGAAUUAUUUGAUGCACCAUUUUCUGCCAAUGCUCAAAAGCUAAUAUUUUGGGGAACUACGAUUAAUAUUUUUAUAGAAAAUAUUCCUCAGUUUAUUAUACAGUGCACCAUG
Molecule: messenger RNA, 2200 nt
Organism: Cetraspora pellucida
Lineage: Eukaryota; Fungi; Glomeromycota; Glomeromycetes; Diversisporales; Gigasporaceae
Source: the annotation of a GenBank genome assembly